ACCAUUUUAAAGCUCUAGAGCAACUAGUCGGGAUCGGGAGAUCGAGAGAGAGGGAGAGAGAGGGAGAGAGGGGAAAAAACCCACGGGAGGAAGUAGCUAGAGAGAAUCUACUAGGAAAAAUCGAAGUUUAGGGUUAGGGUUUCUGCAACUGAUAUUCUUUUGUCAGCAGAAACCACCAGCAGAUAUGCCGAAGAACAAGGGUAAGGGAGGUAAGAACAGGAAGAGAGGUAAGAACGAAGCAGACGACGAGAAGCGAGAACUCGUCUUCAAGGAAGACGGGCAGGAGUAUGCGCAGGUGCUUCGGAUGCUUGGCAACGGCCGCUGCGAAGCCAUGUGCAUCGACGGCACCAAACGCCUGUGCCAUAUCCGAGGCAAGAUGCACAAGAAGGUCUGGAUCGCCGCUGGAGAUAUCAUACUCGUCGGUCUCCGCGAUUAUCAGGAUGACAAGGCUGAUGUUAUCCUCAAGUACAUGCCUGAUGAGGCCAGGCUCUUGAAGGCAUACGGCGAGCUUCCGGAGAACACCCGUCUCAACGAGGGUAUUGCCGCCGGCCUCGACGAGGAGGAGGAUGGUGCUGGGGAUGAUUAUAUCGAGUUUGAGGACGAAGAUAUUGACAAGAUCUAGGGUUUGGAAUUAUCUAUAGUUUAUGUGUUUUCUCCUUUACAGUUUAAUUUUAUAAGGAUCAAUCGUACGGGAUUGGUAUGUUGUAGUAAAUCCGAGAAUUUUAUUUUUCGUGCAUUUGUGAUGACUAUGUUAUGAUGAAUUAGAGCUUCCCGGAUGGUAUUGAAUGAAAAUAAUAGCGAAUUGGUGAAGUUCAAUAUUGUAUCUA
Molecule: messenger RNA, 827 nt
Organism: Nelumbo nucifera (sacred lotus)
Lineage: Eukaryota; Viridiplantae; Streptophyta; Magnoliopsida; Proteales; Nelumbonaceae
Source: RefSeq, a predicted model, not a curated record